GUUUCACCCUGUUUCACCUAAACAGUGUGGAGAUUAAGCUUAAUAUUUAAAAGGUUAUUCCUCCCUACAGCUCCUAUCAUUGCCCAGCUUCAUUCAUUCCUUCAUAUUUGACCGUCUGUCACUCAUUACCAUCACCAUGUUCUUCAAAACCCUGCUUCCUCUGCUUCUGUCCUCCUCAGCGCUGGCGCUGCCCACCCUCACCACCCGCACCACCCAAGCCUCCACCGAGCUGUGCGGCGAUUACGACUACAUCAUCCUUCAAGAUGCCCCAUGGAUCGUCUACAACAUGCUCUACAACGCUGACGAGAUUGUCGGCUCCCAGUGCACCAACUACGGCGAGAUGACCACCUCUGCCAAUGGCACUAAGGAGGUCAUCUGGAGCAGUGUCACUGACAUUGAAUACGUCGAGAGCACAAACAACGUUCCCAAGGGCUACUCCUUCGUCGGACUCACCCAGAACCUCGAAACCAAGAUCUCGGCCAUCGACUCCAUUCCCGCUGAAUACUCGUGGACUCGCACCAACACGACUGCCUUCAAGGGAAACAUCUGCUUCGACUUCAUGACCAAUGACGUCAAAGGCGACUCGACCUCUUCGUCCUCUCACGAAUUGAUGCUCUGGCUGCAGUACGAGGGUGGCCAGCUCCCUAUCGGUUGGACUGACGGCGCUGUGGCCACCAUCGACGACCUCUUCGGUACUUCCUGGAAGCUGUAUGAGGGUGUCAAUGAUGACAGUGGCAUCACGGUCAGCACUCUUAUGCCUACUACCCAGUUCGAGGGUACUUUCUCUGGUGAUUUGAAGGAGUGGUUGCUUGCUAUGGUCAACUUGGGGAGAUUUACUAAGGAGACUUAUGUGAAUGUUGGAAAUGCGGGAACCGAGUUCUUCUACGGUAACUCGGUUAUGAACUCUACUCUUGGUCUGCAAAUUAACCUGGACUAAGUGGAUUGUUCAGAGGGAGAAUGCUGGGUGUGAUGUGGUCUGGAUGUACAGGUUCUAUAUAUGUAUAUCUAAAGUAGAGCCUGGAAUUAUCAUUGUGCUGCUGGGCCGAGAUCUCAACUGGUUUAUAUG
This is a messenger RNA of Aspergillus sclerotioniger CBS 115572, 1066 nucleotides long. RefSeq names its product concanavalin A-like lectin/glucanase. Gene Ontology annotation, biological process: polysaccharide catabolic process. Lineage: Eukaryota; Fungi; Ascomycota; Eurotiomycetes; Eurotiales; Aspergillaceae. The record is from RefSeq and is a predicted model, not a curated record. Bases 137 to 937 code for a protein of 266 amino acids. The transcript is spliced from 4 exons. Gene Ontology annotation, molecular function: cellulase activity.